Messenger RNA from Penicillium daleae, 315 nucleotides. RefSeq lists its product as uncharacterized. The record is from RefSeq and is a predicted model, not a curated record. The coding region runs from base 1 to 315 and encodes 104 amino acids. The transcript has 2 exons. Lineage: Eukaryota; Fungi; Ascomycota; Eurotiomycetes; Eurotiales; Aspergillaceae.
AUGUCGGACUUCUUCCGCAGAGCGUCUGAUGCACUCCAGCAUCGCCAGCGUCAAGACUCUGCUGACUCAACGAACGUACCCGAUCCCUCCGACGCAGCAAAACAGCCCGAGCAACCGUCGCUCAAUCAACAGGCCGGGUCUAAUCAGCCUGCCACUCAGGCCACCGAGGGUCUCGCUGGUCAAGCAGCUGGUGACGACGCUCAUCCGAAACACCGUUUCUGGGUCUGGGGACACCACCAGGAUAACAAACCCAUGACAAAGCCGGAACCUAGCCAGGCCAAGAAAGAUGACAUUGAUUGGGUUAUUGGAUCGUAA